Etheostoma spectabile (orangethroat darter) is the source of this 3978-nucleotide messenger RNA. RefSeq names its product protein phosphatase 1D. Lineage: Eukaryota; Metazoa; Chordata; Actinopteri; Perciformes; Percidae. Bases 166 to 1536 code for a protein of 456 amino acids. The transcript is spliced from 7 exons. Gene Ontology annotation, molecular function: protein serine/threonine phosphatase activity; cation binding. Gene Ontology annotation, biological process: protein dephosphorylation. The record is from RefSeq and is a predicted model, not a curated record.
CAUUACGUACAGCGGGACGUCUCGGAGAAGAUAAACAAAAAGGAAGGAAGCCUUCGGCCAUACAAUCGCGGCAAAAUCGGUUCGAAAUUUUUGCUUCCAAGCUACAGUUAACAACUACAUGUGCCCUUAUAUUGCUUAGAUAGUUACCAUUUGGCGUUAACAAUCAUGGACGAGGGGAUAAUAUUUCGUAUGAGUGCAUAUUCCGAGCAAGGUGGGAGGAAAUACAUGGAGGAUGUUGUCGAUAUAAGGAUCGAGUACGAGCCGACACAGUCUCCAUCGCCAGGCGAAGAUUAUCCAAAGUCGCAGGGGCAUGGAGGACAGGGGAAAGUGGAGAGUGAACCUACAAAACAGACUGAAAAUGAGACACGUGACCAUAACGUUGCUGCCGAAGCGGCCCCCGUUUCUGCAAUGUGGGUAGAGAGUCUCUCAAAUGAGGACAGUGGCAACAACAGUGCACCGGCGUCGGAGGGGAAAGUCGCAGGGCAAGCAGUCGACACUCGGAGGUCUGUGGCGUUUUUCGCUGUUUUCGAUGGCCACGGGGGUCGAGAAGCAGCACAUUUCGCGAGAGAGAAUCUGUGGGAGUUAUUGAAAAGGCAGCGGGGGUUUUGGUCCAAGGAUCACAGUGAAGUGUGUGCUGCUCUAAAGAAAGGCUUCAUCGCCUGUCACCAUGCAAUGUGGAAAGAGCUACCGGAGUGGCCAAAGACUAUUACUGGCCUGCCCAGUACAUCAGGCACCACAGCCAGCGUGAUUGUGAUCCGCGGGGUUCACAUGUACGUUGCCCAUGUAGGGGAUUCGGCGGUAGUGGUGGGUGUGCAAGAAAAUGACUCUGAUAUCAGGCUCCAGGCACUUGAAAUAACACAGGACCAUAAACCUGAACUUCCUAAGGAAAAACAAAGGAUUGAACGACUGGGUGGCAGUGUAAUGAAGAAAUCCGGGGUGAACCGUGUUGUGUGGAAGAGACCCAGGCUGACCCACAACGGCCCUGUGAGGAGGAGUACAGUCAUCGACCAGAUCCCCUUCCUUGCUGUGGCCCGGUCCCUCGGUGAUCUGUGGAGCUACGAUUUCUACAGCGGGGAGUUUGUGGUUUCUCCGGAGCCCGACACCACCGUGAUGACGCUUGACCCCAGCCGGCAUCGCUACAUCAUCCUCGGCAGUGACGGGCUGUGGAAUAUGAUGCCACCCAGUAAUGUGGUCAAUAUGUGUUGUAGCCACGACAAAAUGGUGGGACCAAAGGGGAUGUCUUGCGCCCGCCGGCUGGGAGUCACAGCCCUACUGUUUUGGAAAGAGCGCAUGCUCCGUGCAGACAACACAACAGUCAUUGUCCUGGCCCUACAGGUGCGCGGGGACCCACCCAUCCCUAUGCAUCAAGAGGAGAUCGUCGUUGACAUGUCUACAGGAAUGGACCAUGUUCCAUUCCCAGGAACUACUUAUAACACAUGUCAGGUCCCACAGGAGGAGCAUGAGGAUGACAUGUUUUUUGAAGAAGAUGGGAUUUAUGGAGAAGAUCAUGAGGGAUGGCCAUGCCUGGAGUGGUAGUGAGCGGAUUGUUGCAGCAAAUGCUUCCACAUUUGGGCUGUAUGAAGCAGCUUUCUGUGCCACGGCACACCUCUUACCUGAUGUUGACUCUAUGAGGGCCACCUGCCCCCCCCCCCCCCCCUUCAGAGGGUUUUGUGAAUGUUUUCAAAAGCAUGACUCUAAAACCCAAAUGAACUGUGCAACUCCUCCGUUUAAAAAAAGGGUCUCGCCGUUCGCCCACGUCGCCCCUGAACUAAGAGGUCCUCCCCGUCUGCCUGGCCGGUCUUCCAACAAAAGUGUCCCCCAGAAGACACCUCAGAGCAAUGUACAAAGUGAAGUAUCCCCGUCAAACUCGCGCUCCAAAAAGAGCAGCUCCCCUGAGGAAAGCCGUAUCCUACCACAGCGCCACAACGCUGCCUUACGCGUGUGCUGCAUCUUGUUUCAUAGAAACGGUGUUUUUGCCCUGAGGAUGGAUCUGCAUCGUGUCAACUUUGCCCAUGUAUCAGGGGGGCCACAGGCCUGGUACUAGAUGGAUACUUUUUAUACAAAGGUUUUUUUGUAAAUUUUAAAUUUGAGAUUGUAAAUGUGUUGCUGUUUUAACCUUUUCUUCUUGCUCUCCUGCCCCCCCCCCCCCUUUAAAUUUGAGUGUUCGCGUAAAAUUUGAAUCCAUUCAAUCGACACAAUCUAUUUUCAUACUUUAAGUAUGUUUAGUGUAUCCAAAAGACGUAUUUUAAAGAAAAUGGAUCACAGCGAUCUAUGAUGACUUCAGCUCACCAAAAUUAUGACACAAGCAAUCUUCCAGUUCAGAUUUGUAUUUGUUUUAACUUGUUGGAUGCUAUAACAUGCCGGUCUUUCCUUCAUUGGAGUCAAUACCUCAGACCAACUGUUUGGAAUCUUUCCUCUUAGAUCAAAUGCGCUACUAGGCCACUGUUAGGUUUUUUUUUUGUUUGUUUUUUUGUUUAAUCGGGUGCAAUCAAAGUACCUGGUAGUGGUGAUACUGUAGCAUGCAAAAUAAGGAAAGAUUGCGCGAGCAAUGGUCUGAGGUAAUUAUGAAGGUACUGAUUUUUUAAGACUAUAUUAUUUGUUUUGUGUCUUUACCAGUGGCUAAUUAUGUACUGUCAUGAUCACAAUUGCUACUCAGCUAAUUGUUGUAUCUUAUGCAUAGUGUGUGAGGAGGUGUUAAAGGGUCCGUUCACCCAAAGCAGGAACAAAAAAAAACAUAUUCUCUCAAUUUCAAUUUCCCUAGUGGUAUCUACCGAUGUGUACACGUGUGGUUUUAGUGAAUUGACCCUUUUGCCCAAUUCUUUGCUGGAGGGCUGAUCCAUUCCAAGCAUUCCCAUUGAUGAUGUGGCCAAUGGGUAUUUGUACUGUAUUGGGUGCUGAUGUAAAAGCCAAGAUCAAUACCUGUGCCUCACUGGAAGGUUGUUAGGAGUUUGCUUUGCCCUUGACUUUUGUUUGGGUAAUAUCCAUUUCAUUUUAAGCAUCCGUUAUCAGGCAUUAACACCAUUUCAGUAUGCCUUCCUGUUGGUUUUCAUAUAUGGUAGGGCUGGGCAAUAUAGAGAAAAUCCAAUAUCACGAUAUUCUUGACCAAAUACCUCGAUGUCGUUAAUGUGACGAUAUUGUAUAGUUGACUAUUGGUGCUUUAACAUAAUGUUAUUUACACAAUGAGAUUUUUGAUAACUAUUCUUCAGAAAUUAUUUAAUGACUUAGUGGGUAGAGGUAAAUAAUAGAACAGCUAGAACAGUCUGGUAAAAUGAUAGUGUUUUACUGAUGAUAUCUAGUCUCAUAUCGUGAAAUCGAUACAUCGAUAUAUUGCCCUGCCCUAAAAUAUGGUAUCGUUGUGUGUGGUUUGCUUCCAUAACUUUAAUCUGCACAUAAAACACCAUAUGAUACGAAUGCAGGAAGGUCCUAUUUCAUGGUGCACAGUAUACAGUCAAUUUAAAGUUCCAACUUGUGUUAACAUGUCAGCUCAGUUUUCCUUCCUUGUCCAUAAAGUGUCAUGGUUGCCUUAGCACAAAUGAGUCAGAGGUGCUUUUCACAGGUUUUCAUAUUUAGGACUCAAACGGGUGAGGAUCACUAGAAUAUGUCAAUGUAAGUAUGGCUGUGGCCCAGCUUCAACCAUGUAUCAUGCACUUUUCAGUUCCACACCACUGUCAGUUAUAUUACAGGGCAGUUUUAGGGUUUUGUACAGUACGUCAAUAUGCAAUAGAAGUUUUGUACAGUACAUUAUUAUGCAAAGUUAUUGUUUAUUUCUGGAGUCUGGCAUGCUCAGAUCUACUGUGUAUGUUGUGAAGUGUCCAGAGGUAAUAGAUGUUAAUGGGCAUGUGGUUUGUUUUUGACGAUACUUGGGUCUGGCUUCAUAUUUACUGCAACUGGUAUUCAGGACUAACUGUGUAAGCUACAUGUGUUGAAAGUGACUGGAUAUACAGUGUCUGUGUGUUGUAAUAAAGUUCUCAUUUUCCA